Ilex paraguariensis (yerba mate) is the source of this 780-nucleotide messenger RNA. The record is from the annotation of a GenBank genome assembly. NCBI's taxonomy places the organism in Eukaryota, Viridiplantae, Streptophyta, Magnoliopsida, Aquifoliales, Aquifoliaceae.
AUGGAAAGGCCUCAAAAGUUGGGUCCUUCAGAAGUCCAUGCUCAAGCUUGUGAGAAGAUGGUCGAGGAAAAUACGACUUUUGAGAAGAAAGCGUUUGACUCUACUGCUCAUGCUAAGAAGUUCUCCAAGCCUUUGUUAGGAGGGAUGGAUCGGGUAGUUAGUGGUUAUAACUUGGUCGGGCAUGAAGCUUUUCAUGGAGAGGCAAGCAAGAAAUUCCCCGAUGUUGAUUUCAGCUUGAUCCAACUAAUUCCUGAUCCCGAGGAAAAUAAGGAUGAGUACUUUCCCAUCUCGUCAAAGGGGCUUCGUUGGGGAGUAAUUUCUUGGAGAUCGUUCCUUGGUCAGUCUCCUCGAGUCUCUUAUCUUCUUGACGUUGGCAUUCGGUUGAUGGAGAAGGCAAGGACCUUGGUUGGUCUCCUCGAAUCUCUCUAUCCUCUUGAGGUCAGUAUCCAGGAGAAGGAGAAAAUGAGGACCUUGGUCGGUCCCCUCGAGUCUCUCUAUCCUCUAGAGGUCAGUCCUUGGGGGGUAGAGAAAGCGAGGACCUUGGUCGGUCCUCUCGAGUCUUUCUAUCCUCUUGAGGUUAGUAUUCGGGAGAAGGAAAAAGCGAGAACCUUGGUCCUUGAAUCUCUCUAUCCUCUUGAGGUCGAUCCUUGGGAGGCAGAGAAAGUCAGGACCUUGGUUGGUCUCCUUGAGUCUCUAUGUCUUCAAGAGGCAGAGAAAACGAGAACCUUGUCAGUCUCCUUGAAUCUCUCUAUCCUCUUAAAAAUCUCAUCGUGUAAAUAA